Molecule: messenger RNA, 1608 nt
Organism: Medicago truncatula (barrel medic)
Lineage: Eukaryota; Viridiplantae; Streptophyta; Magnoliopsida; Fabales; Fabaceae
Product: protein NETWORKED 4B
Exons: 1
Coding region: 1-1608 (535 amino acids)
Source: RefSeq, a predicted model, not a curated record
AUGACUCUGUAUCAAAAUCUGAUGAUGCUGAAGUCUAAGCUCCAACCUCUCAAUGUUAGCUUUGAUGGUGAUAAUACCUCAGUGGCUUCUAUGAAGCAGGGUUCUGAAUCACCUUUAUCAUCAUGGGAUUCUGAACCUGAAAAUGAUACACCAUCUGUAAUCAAGUCUGACGGAUCCUUUGAAGAUAUCAACCUAGAAGAGAACUAUGUUAAUAUGGAAGAACAAAAUCAGUUUGUUGGGGUGGAAAACACAGAUGAUUUAUCGUGGGAGAUAGACAAUAGAAGUUAUGAUAAUUUGCUCAAAAAGUUCAUGGAAAAGGAGGAAGAGCUAAGGGUUACCAAUUUAAAGCUUCAGCUUUCGGAAGAAGAGAAUAUAAAGUUGAAGGUUCAAGUUGAGAGUAGUGAGGGUCUGUUUGAUGAUUUAUGUGAGGAAUUGAAGCUGAAAGAGAAGGAGUUGCAUAAACAAAAAGUGCUUUCGGAAGAGGAGAUUUUCAAGUUGAAGAUUCAAAUUGAGAAGAGUGAGAAUCAGCAUGAUAAUGUGAGCAAAGAAUUGAACCUGAAAGAGAAGGAGUUGAAUAAACAAAAGGAGCUUUUAAAAGAAGAGAUUUUCAAUUUGAAGAUUCAAUUUAAGAGAAGUGAGUGUCAGCUUGUUAAUGUGCAGGAAGCAUUGAAUUUGAAAGAGAAGGAGUUGCAAAAACAAACUGUUAAUGUCUGCAAAAUUACUGAUUUGGUGAAACAGUGUGAGGUAGCUAAUGAAAAGCUCAAGAUAUCAGAAGAUGAAAUUGAAUUUUUAACGAAGGAACUUAAGAGUAAGUCACAUGAUACUCGUCAAUUGCAAAGUCAGCUUGAAGCAGCACAAAACAAUAUUGCUAAAUUAGAAUUGGAGUUAGAUUCAAGGAAAAAAGGGAUGCACUCAUUAGGAGAGUUGGUUAGAAUGCAUAAGAAAGAGGUGCAAAAAUUGAUGUCUAAAAUGCAUAAUUGGCAGACUAAGUUCUCUUCUGAGAAAGGUAAGCUGAAUUCUAAUAUUACAAGUUUGUCAAACAUGAAAAUACAAUUGACCUCUAAAUUGGAGGAUUGUGAGUCUAGAAACAAGGAAUUGGAAAACAAAUUAAGACAGUAUGAAGCUGAAAAAUUGAAACAAGAAGAAUUGCAUGCUACUCAGCAAAUGACUUUGCAAGAUGAAGUUAAUUCUUUGAGGGAAGAAGUUGAUCAAAAAAUGCAUACUAUAGAAGCUGUGAAUAGGAAAUUGGGAACGGUAACGAUUGAAAGAGAUGAUUUGGAUGCCAAGAUUGAUAACCUUAAGGCAAAGAUAUGCUCCCGCGAUGCUAAAAUAUUAAAGAAGAGGGAAUAUAUUCACGAGACAAAUGCAUCAUUGAGGACGCUGGUGGUCGAAUAUGAAUCUGCACUGAAUGAAGUUGAUAAAUUGAAACUGAGAGUGGAAGAACUUGAAAAAGAGGUGACUAGACAGAAUGGUGUGAUUUCAGAUGUGGCCGAGGAGAAGAAGGAGGCAAUUAGACAACUAAGUUAUUCACUUGAGCACUAUAAGAGUCGAUAUUAUGAACUUCUUCAAGCAUUUAAUGAUUUACAGGCGUUAGCGGCGGUCUUCUAA